AUGGUACUGCUGAGCCCAUCGAUCAGUGCCCUCAGGCGCCUAAUAAAAGUGUGUGAGUGCUAUGCGGAGGCCCAUGGGCUCAGGUACAAUACGAGUAAGAGCGAACUGAUGGUGUUCAAGUCCGGUACGAAGAGCUACGACACCGUGCCGCAAGUCACAUUAAACGGAGGUGUUCUUAAGAGAGUGCCGCAGUUCAAGUACCUGGGCCACUGGAUCACCGAGACCCUCACAGAUGACGUGGAUGUGGAGAGGGAACGCAGGGCGUUGUUAGUCAGAGCUAAUAUGUUAGCCCGUAGGUUUGCACGCUGCACUGCACAGGUUAAAAUAACCUUAUUUAAAGCGUACUGUCAGUCGUUUUAUACGUGCAGCCUAUGGGUGAAGUAUACGCAGAAGACUUAUAACGCCUUGCGUGUUCAAUACAAUAACGCAAUCAGGAUGUUGAUGGGGUUGCCGCGCUUUUGUAGCGCAUCAGGCAUGUUUGCGGACGCACGAGUGGAUGGCUUUGCAGCAAUACAUCGCAAAAAAAUUACGUCGCUGAUGCACCGCUUGCGGGGCAGCCCCAACAAUUUCCUGCAACUCAUUGCGGGGAGAAUGGACGCUGACAGCUCUUUCAUGGAGUACUGGACAAAACAGCAUGUCAGGUGUUCCUGA
This is a messenger RNA of Helicoverpa zea (corn earworm), 651 nucleotides long. RefSeq lists its product as uncharacterized. The transcript has a single exon. The record is from RefSeq and is a predicted model, not a curated record. The coding region runs from base 1 to 651 and encodes 216 amino acids. NCBI's taxonomy places the organism in Eukaryota, Metazoa, Arthropoda, Insecta, Lepidoptera, Noctuidae.